AUGCAUCACUGCGACUGCGAUUGGCAGGAGCUUCAUGACGACAUCAAGGACCAUUACAGCCUCGAGACGCUCGUACCACGUAAGCUAUAUUCAGCCGAAGAUAAGCUAGCAGUCAAAAUAUUAGAGACCACCUGCCAAGAGAAGUCAGGAAAAUACGAAGUCGGUUUUCCGUGGCGUGGUGGCAUCGACAAACUGCCAGAGAGCCGCGGUAACGCUCUGAAGCGCCUUACCUGCAUAAAGAAAAAGGUAUCUCAGGAACCUGAUAUGUACGAAAAGAUUGACGCCCAAGUCAGGAACCUUCUAGACAAAGGAUACGCAGUUAAGCUAUCCAACGAGGAAACCUGCCGUGGGAACAGCCGUACGUGGUAUCUGCCGAUAUUCAUAGCGCGAAAUCCAAAUAAGCCGAGUAAGCUAAGGCUGGUAUGGGAUGCAGCUGCGAAGUCACACGGAUGUGCACUGAAUGACUACUUACUUAAGGGACCAGAUUGCCUGAACCCACUCAUAGAGGUCUUACUAGCCUUUCGUGUCAACAAGAUUGCGAUUUGCGGAGACAUUGCGGAAAUGUUUCACAGGAUCAACAUCCGCGAGGAGGAUAUGCACGCGCAACGAUUCUUAUGGUAUGACAGAAGCAGCGAUAAAGUAGAAACCUAUGUUAUGCGGGCUAUGACGUUUGGAAUCAGUUGCGCACCAUUCAUCGCUCACUUCGUUCGAGAUAAAAAUGCAGAAGCCCAUCAAGAAGAUUUCCCAUUGGCCUUAAACGCCAUCCAAAAGGCGCACUACGUCGACGACUACAUCGAUAGCAUGAGAAACGAACAAGAGGCCAUCCAGACCACCAGACAAGUCAUAGAGGUUCAUCGAAGAGGCGGAUUCGAGAUCCGCAACUGGUCUUCUAAUUCAAAAGAAGUCCUUAAGAGCUUGCAAAGUAAUGGCAAUGUUGGUAGCCAAAAACCUGUGGAUUUUUGUUCGUCUGAAAAGAUACUUGGUAUGUCCUGGGGCCCACAUAAGGAUGUGUUUAAGUUUCUCUGCAGAUUUGCAAGGCUGAAACGCGACGUCCUGGCAGAAAACGUAGUCCCGACCAAGCGAGAAGUUCUGCAAGUCCUUAUGUCGAUCUUCGAUCCAUUAGGAUUCUUGUCGUGCCACACGAUUGGGCUGAAAAUACUUCUCCAGCGUAUAUGGCGGCUAAAUAUCGACUGGGAUCAGGAGCUGCCCGAGAAGAUUCUGGAAGACUGGCGCCUUUGGAAAACUCUUUUAGGGCAGAUCAGGAUUUUCGAGGUGCCUAGAUGCUUCUCCCCAGACACAUCAGAUCCACGUCAAACGGAGCUCCACACAUUCGUCGACGUCAGCGAGUAUGCGUAUUCUGCUGUCAGCUACGUCUCUUUGGUGAUAGCGAUGUCGAAGGUGGCACCUUUAAAACCACUCUCGAUUCCGCGUAUGGAGCUGCAGGCAGCAGUUAUGGGAGCACGCUUAGCCCACAAGGUGAUGAGCACGCGCAACCUGCGAAUCGACAACGCCACAUACUGGUCAGAUUCAAAGACAGUACUGCAGUGGCUAACUAUGGACCCCCGUAACUUUCAUCAGUUCGUGAUGCACAGAGUCGCCGAAAUCCUGGAAACAACGCAAGUCGAGCAAUGGCGGUGGGUACCCUCGAAGCUGAACGUAGCAGACGGAGCUACAAAGAUCACCGACCAAACCCAGCAGAAGACGUGGAUAAUGGGCCCUGGGUUCCUAAAAGCUGAAUCCAGCCAUUGGCCAACAUCGUCAAAGCAGGAGAGCAUCAUCGAUACUUCAGAAAUACGGAAGCAUGUGAUGACAACGUGUUCGAGAUCAGCGGUUAUGUUCAAUACGCACCAUUUCUUGAGCUGGCGGCGGUUGUAUAGAGCAGUGGCGAUAAUAUUCCUGUUCGUCGAUCGAUUACGAGCGAAAUGCGCCAAGCAAGACAUGCCAACAGCCACGACGAUGGACCAUGUGAGGAAAGCGAAAAUACUACUUUAUAAGCAAUCCCAAGCCAUCGCCUUCGCCGAAGAGUUGAAAGUGUUAUCCGUGGGAGCGACGCUGCACAAAGGAAACAGAUUGGUCGGAUUGAACGCAUAUGUAGACAACGAUGGAGUACUGCGGACUAGAGGCAGACUGAACUCAAUUGACAUAGCUAAAGACGCCAUUAUACUAGCUCCAGGAUGCCGGAUAACUAACCUAAUAGCGAGGAGCUUUCACGAGAAGUACCAUCAUCUUGCCCACGAGACUGCAAUAAACGACAUCAGGGCUUCGUUUUACAUCAGCCGCCUCUGA
Molecule: messenger RNA, 2286 nt
Organism: Drosophila ananassae
Lineage: Eukaryota; Metazoa; Arthropoda; Insecta; Diptera; Drosophilidae
Exons: 1
Coding region: 1-2286 (761 amino acids)
Source: RefSeq, a predicted model, not a curated record